GGAGCGCCGAACCCGCAACGGCAGGUCGAACAGCCGCGGCCGUGGCGGGCGCGGCGGCAGCAGAGACUACUGAGGGGGACCCCGGCCUGGCUCCCGCGCCAGGGGGGAGCACGAUGGACGAAGCUGGCAGCUCCGCGAGUGGCGGAGGCUUCCGCCCGGGCGUGGACAGCCUGGACGAGCCGCCCAACAGCCGCAUCUUCUUGGUGAUCAGCAAGUACACGCCCGAGUCGGUGCUGAGGGAGCGCUUCUCGCCUUUUGGCGAGAUACAGGACAUCUGGGUGGUGCGGGACAAGCACACCAAGGAGUCCAAGGGCAUUGCCUUCGUCAAGUUUGCCCGCAGCUCGCAGGCCUGCAGGGCCAUGGAGGAGAUGCACGGCCAGUGCCUGGGCCCCAACGACAGCAAGCCCAUCAAGGUUUUCAUUGCUCAAUCCAGAUCAUCUGGAAGUCACCGAGAUGUUGAAGAUGAAGAACUUACAAGGAUCUUUGUGAUGAUACCAAAAUCUUACACAGAAGAAGAUCUGCGGGAAAAAUUUAAGGUGUAUGGAGAUAUCGAGUAUUGCAGCAUUAUCAAGAAUAAAGUCACUGGAGAAAGUAAAGGUUUGGGCUACGUACGAUACUUAAAACCAUCACAAGCUGCUCAAGCAAUAGAAAACUGUGAUCGAAGUUUUAGAGCCAUCUUGGCUGAACCUAAAAAUAAAGCAUCUGAGUCCUCAGAACAAGAUUAUUACAGUAAUAUGAGGCAAGAGGCUUUGGGACAUGAGCCUAGAGUAAAUAUGUUUCCAUUUGAACAACCAUCGGAAUUUUCAAGUUUCGACAAGAAUGACAACAGAGGCCAGGAAGCUAUCUCCAAACGCUUAUCAGUUGUAUCAAGAGUUCCUUUCACUGAAGAGCAGCUUUUCAGCAUCUUUGACAUAGUGCCAGGAUUGGAAUAUUGUGAAGUUCAACGAGAUCCGUAUUCAAAUUAUGGGCAUGGAGUGGUUCAGUAUUUCAAUGUAGCAUCAGCAAUUUAUGCAAAAUAUAAGUUACAUGGAUUUCAGUAUCCUCCUGGGAAUCGGAUAGGCGUUUCCUUCAUUGAUGAUGGGAGUAAUGCGACAGAUCUCCUUAGAAAAAUGGCAACCCAGAUGGUAGCUGCACAGCUUGCAUCAAUGGUAUGGAACAACCCAAGUCAGCAGCAAUUUCUGCAGUUUGGAGGAAGUUCUGGGACACAGUUACCUCAAAUCCAGACAGAUGUUGUACUUCCAUCGUGCAAAAAAAAGGCCCCUCCUGAAACUCCUGUGAAAGAAAGACUUUUUAUUGUGUUUAAUCCUCACCCUUUACCUUUAGAUGUCUUAGAGGAUAUAUUCUGUCGUUUUGGUAACCUGAUCGAAGUUUACCUUGUGUCAGGAAAAAACGUGGGGUAUGCGAAGUACGCAGAUAGAAUAAGCGCUAAUGAUGCCAUUGCUACUCUACAUGGAAAGAUUCUGAAUGGAGUCAGACUUAAAGUUAUGUUGGCAGAUUCCCCCAGGGAAGAAUCUAACAAGCGGCAAAGAACGUACUGACUCUUGAG
Molecule: messenger RNA, 1546 nt
Organism: Lepus europaeus (European hare)
Lineage: Eukaryota; Metazoa; Chordata; Mammalia; Lagomorpha; Leporidae
Gene: RBM45
Product: RNA binding motif protein 45
Exons: 9
Coding region: 114-1538 (474 amino acids)
Cellular component (GO): ribonucleoprotein complex
Molecular function (GO): RNA binding
Source: RefSeq, a predicted model, not a curated record